GGAAUUUUUACCUCGUGGAAGUGGUGUUGUAACAAGACGUCCGACAGUUGUUCAGUUGCAACCACAUCAAGGAGAAGAAUAUGCUGAAUUUUUGCACAAGGAGGGAAAAUAUUAUGAUUUCGCAGAGGUAAAAGAGGAAAUUGAGAAAGAAACAAUGAGAGAUCCAGGACCUACAGGGUUUUCCUCGAAGCCGAUUUCGUUGAAAAUAUAUUCACCUAAAGUUCUGAAACUUACGUUAGUUGAUUUACCAGGCCUUAUAAGGAAUGUUGUCAAUGGUCAGCCUGAUAGCAGCAUAGAAGAAGUACGAAAUAUGGUGUUAAAAUUUAUCAAGCAACCCAAUAGCCUCAUCUUAGCUGUAAGCCCAGCUAACCAAGACAUAGCAAAUUCUGAUGCUCUAAAUAUUGCUUAUGAAGUGGAUCCCAAAAGGGACAGAACAAUAGGUGUAUUGACAAAGCUAGACCUGAUGGAUUCUGGAACAGAUGCUCGUGAUAUUCUGGAUAACAAAAAGAUUUAUCUUAGUAGAGGUUAUGUAGGUGUUUUGAAUCGCAGUCAAAUGGAUAUUGAUUCUGGGAAAGAUAUACAAUAUGCCUUGGAAAAAGAAAGACAUUUUUUUGCAAAUACUCCAUGUUACAGUGAUAUAGCUGAUCGCAUGGGUACACCUUAUUUGCAAAAAAUUUUAAACUUGCAGCUAAGAACCCAUAUAAAGAACUCUCUACCAGAUGUUCGCAAAGAGUUGUCGCAGAAACUUAAUGUUUUCCGCAGACAGUUGAAAGAAUUUGAAAAUUUGACAAGUAGUAAUCUGAAAGGUGGGCAUCGUACGCAGUUUUAUAUGAUCAAGUUAAUUCAGAUGUUUAUAGAUGAUCUCCAUAUUAAAUUAUUUGGUUACUGUGAACUUAUUGAUAUGAAAAAAAUUGAGUAUGGCGCUCUGAUCAAUUACAAAUUACAUACUGAUCUUCUAAGGAGUCUGAAGUUGCCUCCUAUUCCAUCGGAUGAGGAAUUAAUGAUAUUAAUAGCAAAUAUUCAUGGUGUUCGAAACAUUCUGUCAAUUCCAUCUAUAGCUUUAGAAGCAGCUUGUGGAAUAUUGUUGACCGAGUACAAAGAACCUUUGCAAAAUUUUGUAAAUAGUAUAGCUGAGAUUUUGAAUAUGGCUAUUGAUGAAUCUGCAAGUCAUAUAGAGAGGUAUCCAAAUUUAUCCAAUUCAUUACUUUGUUUGGUAAGAGCUUCAAUUGAUUCUGCUGCUGAGCAAACAAAGGAUACGUUAACGAUGCAUUUGAAUGCUGAAAAGUUCUUUGUUAAUGCAUAUCAUUGGGAUUUGGAAACUUCCAAUUCAGAAACCACUCUUAAUGGGAAAAAUGUGAAGAUUUGGAAUUCAGAAAUAGUAGAUGAGCAGUCUGAGGAUACAUUGGAGGAAGAAAAGGAUUUAGAUGCAGUACGAGAAGAAAUGAAAGAGAGCUUAAUGAAUAAUAGCAGUACUGAGCAUAACACAACACUCCUGGCUGAGAGAAUUAAGCAAUACAUGCUUAUCGAGCAGAAGCAAAUUGGAGAUACUGCUAUUAAAUAUAUCCUGUACUUUUUAGUGAAACGGGUUUCGGAUUUUACAAAGACUGAAUUAAUUCCUUCUUUAGUAGAUUCGGAUAAUGAGAACGACUUCUAUGCUGAUUUUGAAAGAGAUUUUAAGAUACGGGAAGAGAUUGAAGAGACAUGUGCACAGUUAGAAAAAGCUUUAAAAGCUGUUCAAGUGUUUUAAAAUGUUAUGUAGUGCUCUCUAUUGCAUUUUACAUAUAUGAUAAUUAACCUUGUAUGCACGUAAUUUUUAGAACUAUUAUAAAUGUUUUGAAAAAGGGCUGAAAAAGUUUCAUGCACUCAUAGUUUUCAAUAUUGUUUAAAUUCUUCUCCAAAAAAGUUGUAUUUUUUUAUAGUAAAUUUUUUUGUCAUCGUUUAUAUUUUUAGUCAUUUUUAUAUGCUGUAUUUGAAUUUUGAACAUAUCAAGUUUUUUGUAAUGCAUAUUUUUAUUUCAUGUAGUCAGUUUUCAUAUAAUUCAUAUUUUUGGCUUCUGUGGAAAUUAAAUUGGUAAUAUUAGC
Molecule: messenger RNA, 2081 nt
Organism: Stegodyphus dumicola
Lineage: Eukaryota; Metazoa; Arthropoda; Arachnida; Araneae; Eresidae
Product: dynamin-1-like
Biological process (GO): receptor internalization
Cellular component (GO): microtubule; plasma membrane; cytoplasm
Molecular function (GO): GTP binding; GTPase activity; microtubule binding
Source: RefSeq, a predicted model, not a curated record